AUGGAGGCUCCUGCAAGAGCAGCAGGAGCACCGCCAUCCUCCGCAGUGAGCGAGGCGCUGCAGCAGCACCUGGAUGACUUCACGCAGCAGGGCGAGCUUUCGGCGGCAGAAGCUGCCCUGCCGGGCAAGGAGGCGUUCAGCGCCUCGGUGCGGCUGGUCAAGCUGCAGGGACGCAUACAUGCGCUGAACAAAAAAGUGGCAGAAAUUGAGCACCGACUAGAGGGCAUGCGCAGCCACCUGACGAGGCAGCAGGCAGCCCAGCAAGGCGGCAUCAACACCAGCGCCGGCAGUGCGGGGGGUGGCAGCAGCGCCGGCACCGGAGCUGUCGGCGAAGCCACGUGA
This is a messenger RNA of Chlorella variabilis, 342 nucleotides long. RefSeq names its product expressed protein. The coding region runs from base 1 to 342 and encodes 113 amino acids. The record is from RefSeq and is a predicted model, not a curated record. The transcript has 4 exons. Lineage: Eukaryota; Viridiplantae; Chlorophyta; Trebouxiophyceae; Chlorellales; Chlorellaceae.